AUGAACCAGCCAGAUGAUAUAGAUUACCCAGAAGGUUCCCUUAAAGGAUAUCUUGCAGUGUUUGGAUCUUUCAUGGGUCUUAUGGUUGUGUUCGGGUUAUUAAAUAUACUUGGUGUUCUUGAAUCUUACGUCAAUGAACAUCAACUUCAUGAUCAACCGUCAUCAACAGUGGGUUGGAUAUUUAGUAUUUUCACAUUUGGAACUUAUUUGAGUUGUAUUUUUUCAGGAACCUAUUUUGAUAGAUCUGGUUCUAGAGUUCCUUUGGUUGUGGGUACUGUAUUGUUAUGUUGUGGAUUGGUUUCAACAGCUUCUUGUAAAAACGUUUGGAGUUUUAUUUUAGGGUUUAGUGUUUUGACGUCCAUUGGUAAUGGGUGCUUAAUGUCACCGUUAGUUUCAGUAAUUGCACAUUAUUUCAAAAGGAAGAGGGCCUUUUAUUCAAGUGUUGCAACAGUGGGUGGAAGUGUUGGUGGUGUCUAUUUACCUAUUGUCUUGAGAAAGCUUUUCGUUUUAGUUGGGUUUGUUUGGGCUAUUAGAAUUUUGGCAUUGAUUAACUUUACGUGUUUAUUGUUCCCAAUUUUGUUGUCAAAAGAGAGAUUAAACCAGAGGGAAAAAUAUAAAAAUGAUACAUGGAGAGAGACUGCUAACGCUUACUUGAGAAGUUUUGAUGUAAAAGCUUUUAAGGAUUGGAAAUUUGUAUUUUGUUCCUUGGGAGCAUUUUUUGCAGAGAUAUCUGCUGUGUCUGUGAUCACAUUUUAUACAUCAUAUGCUUUAAAGAGAGGUAUCUCCAUGAGUUCUUCAUACUUGCUAGUUACACUAUUAAAUGCUGGAAGUGUCCCUGGUAGAUUAGUCACUGGAUAUUUAGCUGAUAGAUUUGGCAGGUAUAAUGUGAUGAUAAUUACAACUUUUUUGAUGGCUGUCUUGAGCUUGUCAAUGUGGUUACCAUUUGGGUAUAGUGUCAAAGUUCUUUACGCAUUCUCAGUCAUUUAUGGGCUUGUGCAAGGUUCAAUUUUUUCACUUUUACCUGUUUGCUGUGGUCAGAUAUCUAGAACUGAAGAAUUUGGGAAAAGGUAUAGCACGAUGUAUGUUAUUGUUGCCAUUGGAUGUUUGGCAGGUGUCCCAGCUGCAGGUGCAAUUGUUGGUGAUAGAUCAAUUGCAGAAUAUAACCACUUCAUUAUUUAUGCUUCAGUUACAGCAUUGGCUUCGUCAGUAUGCUAUACCAUCUCAAAAGCUUUCGCUGUCGGGAGAUACGAUUAUUUAGCAAAGUUUUAA
Messenger RNA from Hansenula anomala, 1269 nucleotides. Its product is annotated as MCT family MFS transporter. Gene Ontology annotation, biological process: transmembrane transport. The record is from RefSeq and is a predicted model, not a curated record. The transcript has a single exon. Bases 1 to 1269 code for a protein of 422 amino acids. Gene Ontology annotation, molecular function: transmembrane transporter activity. Gene Ontology annotation, cellular component: fungal-type vacuole membrane. NCBI's taxonomy places the organism in Eukaryota, Fungi, Ascomycota, Saccharomycetes, Phaffomycetales, Wickerhamomycetaceae.